CCUCUCUCUGUCCGCCCUGACAGCAUCCAUAUACAACAGUGUGCUGUGCCUGUUCCAGGGAGAAUAUCAGCUCUGCACAGGGAGGAGAGGAUUAGCGCUGCCGCUCGGGCUCAUCUGCAUACACGUUCCCAGAGAACCACAUGAGCACCCAGCUCUGCACCUCUUUUGUAUAAAACCUGGCACUCUUACCACAGAGGCUCCACUUCAUCCACCCUCACUGGUGUGGGAAGAUUUACUAGGAGCAAGUUCAUUUUAAAAGAUUUAGAAACUUGUGUAGAAUUCAGAUGCUCUGUGCAAUUGGAAGAAUGAAAAUUAUAUUAUUUAACUCGCUGUGAACGUCAAGGAGUUUCUCCAUCGUUGUUUUUUUUUUUUUUGUUUUGUUGUUUUUUUUGGGGGGGUACUUUCCCACUGGAUUUUUUCCUACAUCACAUUUGGGAGACUACAGCUCCAGAAUGCCAUCCAGAGAGUCCUACGAGGUUCACAAGGACGAGAAGCCUCUGGUGCAAAAGGCCAAGCGGGAGGCCAACCAGGAGGAUAUUCUGGCGGCAGCUCUGGGGAUGAGGAUGGGGCCACAGAAACCUUCAGCCACUUUCUGGCAGCCACUUAAACUGUUCGCCUAUUCACAGCUCACCUCACUGGUGCGCAGAGCCACGCUGAAGGAGGGUGAGCGGACGCCGAGAUCCGAGAAAGUCCACAACUUCAAGGUCCAUACCUUCAGGGGGCCUCACUGGUGCGAACACUGCGCCAGCUUCAUGUGGGGACUGAUGGCUCAGGGGGUCAAAUGCGCAGACUGUGGGAUGAACGUCCACAAGCAGUGCUCGGCUCUGGUGCCCAACGACUGCAAGCCAGAUCUCAGACACAUCCGUAAAGUUUAUAGCUGCGACCUGACGACCCUGGUGAACGCUUACAACACGGCCAGACCCAUGGUGGUGGACAUGUGCAUACGGGAGAUCGAGUCCAGAGGGCUGAAGUCAGAAGGCCUCUACAGAAUAUCUGGAUUCAGUGAUUCAGUGGAAGAAGUAAAGAUGGGAUUUGACAAAGAUGGCGAGAAGACAGACAUCUCAGUGAACGCCUAUGAAGACAUCAAUAUCAUCACGGGUGCGCUGAAACUGUACCUCAGGGAUUUACCUGUCCCCGUCAUCUCCUACGACGCUUACCCCAGGUUCAUCGAGGCUGCAAAGCUCACAGACCCAGAGAAAAAGUUGGAAGCUUUCCGCGAGGCUCUUGCUCUGCUGCCGCCAUCGCACAAUGAAACUCUCAAGUACCUCAUGGCCCACUUAAAAAGGGUGACACACAACGAGAAGUUCAACCUGAUGAACGCAGAGAACCUCGCCAUAGUGUUCGGGCCCACACUCAUGCGCGCCCCCAACCUGGACGCCAUAACGGCACUGAAUGACAUCCGCUACCAGAGGCAGGUGGUGGAAGUGCUCAUUAAAAAUGAAGAGGUGCUCUUCUAAACUCAGAUCAGGACUUUUUCUAGAACAGCUCUCUAAUCAUUCUCAGACUUGAAUGACGUUUUGUAUUACAAUGAUUGAUACAUUUUUUUUUUUUUAAAUGCCUUGUGUAUGGACUAGUGCUGACCUAACAUCCGUCCUCCCCUGUUCCGGGUGCGGAUGAUGAACCUUACACUUGUGCGUACUUUACGUCUCCCCAUUUUUGUCGGGGGAUUUUCCGAAGCAGACAGGCCAGCAUGCAUGGUGCAAGGUCUUUGUUGCUUUGUAGUCGUAACCCAGCAUGUGUUAAGCCGUGUAGUGCUGUGCUUUUGCUUUUGUCUCUUCUGUAGUAGUCGUUACCCACAUUCCCCCGCUGCCUGUUGUGCAGUCGUCUCUUUAAGAUUUUGUAUAGCUGGAUGUAAAAAAAAAAAAAAUAAGCUACUAAUUUUUCUGGGGUAAUUUUUAUGAUGCUGUAUUUUUUUAACUCCUGAAAUGUUUUUAUGUCACCUGCAGUUCUUUGUUGAAUGAGCCUUUCUCCUCUUGGUGUGUACAUGCUGGCACAUUUGUCUGCCCUUAACAGUUUUUAUUGAGCUAUAAACAGCGUUAUUUGUGAAUUAAAUUUUUUUUUUUUUUUUACUGUAAUGUUUGUUUUUGUUUUUUGUUUUUUUUUACACAACUCGUGCAUGAUCACUUUAAUUUAUUAAACCGUACUCUGAGAAAUUAAGUGCUUAAUGAGCCAUCUUAAUUGCCAUAAUAAAAUUUGUGGUUAAAGUUG
This is a messenger RNA of Mugil cephalus (flathead mullet), 2208 nucleotides long. It is a transcript of the gene chn1, whose product is annotated as chimerin 1. The record is from RefSeq and is a predicted model, not a curated record. Bases 453 to 1457 code for a protein of 334 amino acids. Gene Ontology annotation, molecular function: GTPase activator activity. The transcript has 7 exons. Gene Ontology annotation, biological process: regulation of GTPase activity; signal transduction. NCBI's taxonomy places the organism in Eukaryota, Metazoa, Chordata, Actinopteri, Mugiliformes, Mugilidae.